Molecule: messenger RNA, 640 nt
Organism: Rhincodon typus (whale shark)
Lineage: Eukaryota; Metazoa; Chordata; Chondrichthyes; Orectolobiformes; Rhincodontidae
Product: serine/threonine-protein kinase N2-like
Exons: 4
Coding region: 119-640 (173 amino acids)
Biological process (GO): protein phosphorylation; signal transduction
Molecular function (GO): protein serine/threonine kinase activity; small GTPase binding
Source: RefSeq, a predicted model, not a curated record
AGCGGUGGAUACUUUUGCUAUAGAAGUAUGCCAGAAUUAGUUUCCACAGGGUGAUGGCCGAAGUCACCUAGUCUCGGAGUGUCUGGGCCUGAGCCAGAACUUGGAUCUGUCAGACACCAUGGUGCAACAGAAGCUGGACGAAAUCAAGGAUUCAAUCAAGCGAGAGAUACGGAAGGAACUUAAAAUCAAGGAAGGAGCAGAGAACCUCAAGAAGGUCACAACUGAUAAAAAGAAUCUAGCUUAUGUGGAAAAUAUGUUGAAAAAGUCAAACAAAAAACUAGAUGAGCUUCAUCAAGAGUUGCAGGAGCUGAAUGCACACAUUGUUGUGAAGGAUCCUGAGCUGGCAGAUUGUCCACGAACCCCGGAUACUCCCAACCCCGAGUCUACAAAUAAUAGCCUCAUUGCUGCCUUGAAGAAGCAAUUGGACAUUGAGCUGAAAGUGAAGUUGGGAGCUGAGAAUAUGAUUCAGAUGUACUCGAAUGGAUCCUCAAAGACCGCCCAGGAGACGCUCCGAGUCCGGUUCCUCCGACUGUGUCCAGUACAGACGGUGUGUAAUGCACAGUUCUUGCACCAGGAAUGCCUCGGUAGAAAUUGUGUGGCUACAUCCAUCAUGAUCAUCUGGAUUCAGAAGUCUCGUUAA